Pseudogymnoascus verrucosus is the source of this 2422-nucleotide messenger RNA. RefSeq lists its product as uncharacterized. The record is from RefSeq and is a predicted model, not a curated record. Bases 1026 to 2306 code for a protein of 426 amino acids. Gene Ontology annotation, molecular function: lyase activity. Gene Ontology annotation, cellular component: periplasmic space. NCBI's taxonomy places the organism in Eukaryota, Fungi, Ascomycota, Leotiomycetes, Thelebolales, Thelebolaceae. The transcript is spliced from 2 exons.
CGAGAUUACCAUGAGACAAUGAUAUGGGCUGUGAAGUUAUGAAGUUGUGUUCUUGGGAUUCUCGAAUUUGUCGUUCGACGUCGCAAGUCACCUGAUUGGCUGUGGGGAACCACGAUUUGGCAAUGAGUGGGAAGGCGCGACUCUUAAUUUGUCAGCAGGAAGGAGCGGCCACAAGCGGGGACGACCUGAACUUGCUGCUUAGCAAAUUAAUCCGGGCUGUAUGACACGCGCAAAUAUUGAUUUAAUUACUGAAAUCGUAUCACUGGCGCGGGCUGAGAUGAUUGUUUGGCCCAUUUCUUCAUGGAUUUUAUAUCGGGUCACGUGUCAGGUCCCUGCCAAACCGCGACAUUGACACCACAAUGGAAUAUGAUGCGGCUUCGAUGACAGCUGGAGUCUCAUGCUCGCUCGGAAUACGGAAAAUUCCCAAUCGUUCUAUACAGAACCGCCGAAGACCAGUUGAUCUUUCCACCAAUUACGGAUCUCUGUUGCUCUCCGCUGAGGCCUUCCGUUAUCAGGGACUGAUGAGUUCUGAAAUCGGCAUCUGCUGCUAGCAGAUAUCCCGCGCGCCAGAAACAAUUCCCCGGCGUUUCGAUUCCCCGGUGAUAGAAAAUAGCUGCUAGCGCAGGGAAGUCUAUGUGGAGGUUCACCAUCACGUUGCCGAGUACAAACCAUAACACGGGAUCUCGGAAUUCGGCGAGUUCUAAACGGCAUCUAUCUCAUACUCCAUGCCGUCUAUUGGUGGAUAAUAUUGCCUCAUAUCGCCGUUGCAGAUCAUGAGGGGGAUUAAGCUUCUCCAGAGCUAGCUUGUUGAGGCAGCUUCCCCAGAUUUGGAUCACCCCGCAUGUCAUAUUCAACGCUAAACUGUUGAAGCUUGAGUCUCAAUGUGUCAAUAUCUGCAGGUGUCUAUAGAUAUGCUUCUUGACAUAUAUAAAUUGAGCUGCAUGUUGAAUUAAUUUAAAAUCUGUCCGUGAGCAGCUUCAUUGAAUAUUUCUCUCAAUUCCAACACUUAUUUUUCAAUAAAAACAAUGGUGAAAAUAGAAAGUCUCUCGUGGACCCGGGCUAUCCUUGCCAGCGUUCUGAUCUCUCCUCUUGUAGAGGCAUCCGCUAUCCCACCAACCUCGCUUGAUCAUCCCUUGGGAUUGGGAUUACGACCAAAUACUGCUGUACUGGAUAGCUUUAGACUGUUUGAAGCCAAACUUCAGCUUAAGCUUGGUUCACCCAACCUGAAGACUGCGUUAAAUCACUUAACUGCACAAGCUGAUGGCUGGCUCACGAAAGGCCCAUUUUCCGUCACAAGUAAGACAAUUGAACCGCCUGGGGGCGACAAGCAUGACUACGCUAGUCAAGCACCAUACUGGUGGCCGAACCCUAAUACUGCGGAUGGCUGUCCUUACAUCCAAAAGGAUGGAGUACGCAAUCCAGACGUUGACAACUACACGGAUCAUGGGGACCGGGGCGACAUGUUCCAAUCGUCUUAUAUUCUCAGUCUCGCCUGGUACUAUACUGGGAAAGAAAAAUAUGCCUUGCAUGCUGCCGAUAUUCUUCGCACCUGGUUCUUAACGCCUGCGACGCGCAUGAAUCCCAAUCUCAACCAUGCACAGAUCAUCCCAUGCAAGAAUACCGGACGAGCUAUUGGGAUCAUUGAUUUCUCUCAGCAAUACACAGCUGUGUUAGAUGCUGCUGCCAUACUAGCCUUGGGUGCACCAGGAUGGUCCAAAACCGACGCGAGUGGCUUCAAGCAAUGGAAUAUUGAGUUCCUCGACUGGCUCGCGAACAGCCCAUUUGGUAUCGAGGAGAGUGCAGCUAAGAAUAACCAUGGCACCUUUGCAUCCAUGCAGAAGGCAGGCAUCGCCGUUUUUGUUGGGAAUAAAACACUCGCAAAGCAAGAAGUGCUCAAUAUGCAGGGUCGUAUCGACGCCUAUAUCAGCCCUAACGGCUCGCAGCCUUUGGAACUCAUCCGGACUCGCAGCUGGCAUUACUCUACGUUUGAUCUCGUUGCAUACACGCGGAUAGCUGAUAUUGGCAAGAAAAUCGGCAUUGAUCUGUGGAAGUACAAGGGGCCCCAGGGUCAGAGCAUCCAGGGUGCUGUUGAUUUUAUCCUUCCAGGUGCUACAGGCGGGGCAGCCGCGUGGCAAUACCCCGAGCUUGAGUUUUACGCUUACGCAGCGAGUGAUAUUGUGCAUGCUGCAGCCGAUGCUGGGAACUUGAAGGCUUUGAAGGCGCUUAGCAAGUUGCAAACGCCACCCGGAGGGGAUCUAUGGGCGCUGCGGCCUGCGGUAGAGCAGCUUGAUGCCAUCUCAAACUAGUUUUUCGAGAUUGGGUGCAUUUACGACGAGUAGAUACGUUGUAGCAAUUUUCGGAGUGGAUGGAAGGCUGUGGAAGAUUUGCCCGUACUAUUUAUUCCUUGCGUAUUAUAAUUGCG